Homarus americanus (American lobster) is the source of this 688-nucleotide messenger RNA. NCBI's taxonomy places the organism in Eukaryota, Metazoa, Arthropoda, Malacostraca, Decapoda, Nephropidae. The record is from the annotation of a RefSeq genome assembly.
AUGGCAACAUGAGGUCACCUAGGAUUCCAAGACAGUGCGUCACCCCUUAUAGAGCAACUUAUUUUCUUCCAUGAUCAUACUAUGGUAGUAUUAAUUUUAAUUACUACUUUUGUUGGUUAUAUAAUAGCCGCUAUAUUUCCUAAUGCUUUUGUUAAUCGUUUUCUCCUUGAAAACCAAACAAUCGAAGUAAUUUGAACAAUUCUUCCUGCUAUUAUUCUCAUUUUUAUUGCUCUUCCUUCACUUCGGUUACUUUAUCUUCUAGAUGAAGUUAAUAACCCUAGAAUCACUCUUAAAACAAUUGGACACCAAUGAUAUUGAAGGUAUGAAUACUCAGACUUUCUGCAAGUAGAGUUUGACUCCUAUAUAACUCCAUCUAACGAACUAGAUUUAUCUGGAUUUCGACUUUUAGACGUAGACAACCGAACUGUCUUACCUAUAAACACACAAGUUCGAAUGUUAGUCACUGCAGCUGAUGUUAUUCAUUCUUGAACUGUUCCAGCUCUGGGAGUAAAAGCAGAUGCAAUUCCGGGCCGUCUUAACCAAAUUAGAUUUAUGGUUAACCGACCAGGAUUGUUUUUUGGGCAAUGCUCAGAAAUUUGUGGAGCAAACCAUAGAUUUAUACCAAUUGUAGUAGAAAGUGUGUCAGUCUCAGCUUUUUUAAAUUGAAUCUCCUCCUCAUCCGAUCUAU